Messenger RNA from Fusarium poae, 1341 nucleotides. RefSeq lists its product as uncharacterized. Bases 1 to 1341 code for a protein of 446 amino acids. Lineage: Eukaryota; Fungi; Ascomycota; Sordariomycetes; Hypocreales; Nectriaceae. Gene Ontology annotation, molecular function: hydrolase activity, acting on carbon-nitrogen (but not peptide) bonds. The record is from RefSeq and is a predicted model, not a curated record. The transcript has a single exon.
AUGGCCGACGAAGCACGAGUGAAGCCCUGGCUUCGACCAGCCUUGAAAUCAUAUAUCCUUAUCAACGCUAACGUGGUCGAUGUUCAGGAUGGCUCAACUCGCUCAAACGCAGCCGUUCGCGUCAAGGCCGGUCUGAUAGAAGCCAUCGCCGACUCCACCGCGUCCGCCGUUGAAGAUGCCCAGCGCCAGGGCUUCCAAGUCAUCGACUGCAAGAACGGCUUCAUCUGCCCUGGUUUGAUCGACUCGCACGUCCACGUCAUGGCUGUCCCUGGCUUCGGGGAUAUCUCCAAGGCAUUCGGUAAUCCCAAUGACGUCUCCGUCCUCAGACAGCCCUACGUCUGCGCUCAGAUGCUGUACCGCGGCUUCACCACCGUUCGGGACUGUGGUGGCGCGCUGCUGGCUCUGAAGGAGGCCAUUAACGACGGCGUGUUCCCCGGCCCACGACUCUUUAUUGCUGGCCACGCUCUUUCGCAGUCUGGUGGACAUGCCGACUUCCGAGGGGCCCACGAUCCCGAGUUCUGCUCCUGCGGCUCCUUGACGGGGCUGGGUCGCGUCUGCAACGGCAUAACUGGAUGCAUGCAGGCUGUUCGGGAGGAGAUCCGCACGGGUGCCGACUUCAUCAAGAUCAUGGGAUCGGGCGGUGUAUCGAGUCCCACGGACAAAAUUGACCAUCUCCAGUUCACUCCCGCUGAGAUCCAGGCCAUGGUCGAAUGUGCCGCCAACGCCGGGACAUAUGUCACAGCGCACGCCUACACGUCCAAGGCCAUCCGCCACUGCAUUGAGAACGGAGUCAAGGGCAUCGAGCAUGGCAACUUCCUUGACGUGCCGACGGCCAAGCUCAUGGCCAAGCUGGGCUGCUACCUCACCCCAACGCUCGUCACCUACUCUGAGAUGGCUUCGGAGAAGUGGGCAGGCUACCUACCCCACGACCUCGCGUGCAAGAACGCCCAGGUCCUCAAAUAUGGACUGCAAGCCCUCAAGAUCGCAGCCGACAAUGACGUAACCAUCUGCUACGGCUCCGACUUGCUUGGACCCCUGGGCCAGGCCCAGGCAGGUGAGUUCGGUCUCCGCGCGCAGGUACUGACGCCGUUGCAGAUUAUGCAGAGCGCCACCAUCAACCCUGCGCGUAUGGCCGGCUGCGAAACCUCGCUGGGUCAGAUCAAGGCCGGGUUCGAAGCUGAUAUCCUGGUGACGACCGCGAACCCGCUGGACGAUGUCACGGUGUUCGAUGAUGCUGACAAGAACAUCAUGAUAGUUAUGAAGGAGGGAAGGCUGACGAAGAGCAGGUUGGAGGGCGUCCAAGAAGAUAUUGUACCGGUCCGAGUUAAAUCAUUCCUGUAG